ACAGUAAAUUGUCUCUUUUUUUCCUUGGGCAAAAAAAAACAACAACAAACCUGAAUGCCUGUUAGGAAUAUCUUUUUUUUUUUCAAUAUUGUUUCAAACGUGAUUAGUCUAGUUAUCUGGUAAUUACAGACUAGGCAACACUGUGAAUAUGCUGAGAAUCAUUGUACCCAGACAUUUAACGACUUUAGCACUGUGGAGCCGCGCCUUGCCAAUCACUGCUAUUGUUUGGUCUUGUCACCAGAAGUUGAAAUGUAAUGCACUCAUUCAAGCAUUGAGACAUAGAAUCUAGUUACUGAAUCCAAUUGACUGGCAGUAGUGGCAAUCGUUAAUGUGUCUACGCUAAUCACAGAUUUAACUGUCACCAAAACUUCCAACACACCUGAGGUUAUAGCUCAAAGCAGUUCUAGUCUUGAGACAACAGCUUUAUAUGAAACGGUCAAUGGAUCAGAAAGCAAUGUUUACACAAUAGACUACAAAACAGUUGUUAAAAAAAAAAAAGAUGGCUGUUAGAAAUGGUAGUUCCCCUUUUCAAGAGGCUAUCAUCAGAGAUCCAGUGCCUACACUGAGGCUGACUCAUAAAGCAAAGAAUGUCUCAAAAGACAUCAAGUUAACUCUCGCCAACAAGUUUAUACAAGCUAUUAUGUCAGGAAAUCAAACGAAGAUCCAGCGCUUUCUAGACCGAGGAGUGCAGAUCAAUACUAAAAACGAUUACGGCUUUGGAGCUCUUGUGGCCGCUCUACAUAUAGAGGAUGAGAAAAUAAGGAACCGCAUCUUUCACUUUCUGCUGGACAACGGAGCAUCUUACACCGCUAGAGAUGAUCAACACGACAGAUCUGUUUUGCUCUGGGGUUGCGUUCUGGGACGAAAUGAACAGGUUCGAGUCUUGUUGGAAGAAGCUGGUGGAGAUAUGAACUUAAUGGACAAAGACAAAGACGGCAACACAGCGUUGCAUCAUGCAGUUCUCACGGGGAAUCUUCCUUUAGUAGAGCUAUUAACCCUUUUCCAUAAUCGUUUUGGCGUUUCUGUAGAUGUCGAGGACAAUCUGGGAUCAACCGCAUAUCUUCUUGCUAGAAGACUGGGCUACAAAGAUAUUGCUCAGCACCUACACCGAAAAGGAAUGGCGUCUUUAGGUCACAGCGAUUCCUUGUUUCGAACUCCGCGAGAAUGGUCCCAAAUCGGAAAAUUUGAACGGAAAAAGGCUGCAGCAUUUAGACUUGAGGACAUGAUGAAUGCAGCCAGAGUGCAAGGAAAGCCGACGUUACACCCAAAACGUAGAUCAAUGCAACGAAGUUGUUGUUCUCUUCCAGCAUUGAAUGAAGAGCUACACAGAGACUUGUCAGAAAUAAGCCAAGUCCAGCCUGUACAAAAACAUGAUUUAAUCUCUAACCAUUUUUCUUCCAGAAAAGACAGACACGUGAAUACUUCAAAACUUCAAAACCGCAUUGAUUCUCCCGAGACAACGCAUUGCAUUGUCACAAAAAAUACCGCUGAAGUAGAUGCAAACAAAAUAAAACCAAAAGAACUUGCGAACAUUGUUAGACCAGAUAACAAAACAGAAAUGCAACGACAUUCAUUAUUGGUAAAUAACAAACCACCUUGGCAAGCUAAAACUGCAGAAGCGCUAUCUUUACUAGAGCAGACAUCAUUUACAAAAGGUCGAGUCGCUAGCCAUUUUCACCCCAGCGAAGUGGAUAAAAACAAAAUGACAGAAUACAGGCACAUCUUAGGAAGUAUUGGUGUCAUUAUGAACCUUUUGUCAGAGCAAAACACACAAUCCUUUAGAAAGUCUGUGAAAAUAAUCAGAGCAGAGCCGCCAGAGAUCGAGGCCAAGAAAGUGUCUUCUUUUGCCGCUUUAUUUGGUAGUAAAAAGGGCACACAAGCGAAGAGGUCUUUAUUAUCGAGUAGAUCUCCAAGUAGGAAAAAUAAAGAGUUUAGACGAGACAAGAAAAAAUAAUAGGUUGUUGUUGGCAAUGUGCAAGUAAAACUAGAGAGAUGCUGUAAAUUUUUAAUAUAAUGCCAAGUUCAACUAAAAUAUAUUUGUAUAUGUAAUAGCAUUCUGAUAAAUUAUGCUCCAAAGAAUUGUUUUUGUUAUAAUAAGGAAGUCUUUUUAUAUUUUCUUGCUUAUUGUAGUUCCUUGGAGAAAUUUAAAUCCUCGUAUAGAAAACGCUCUAGCAACGGGACAACUGUGAUCAGAGUAAGCAUACCAAAUGACAUACUCCAUAAUGCUCACGUAGGUCAUAUUAUCAAUUCUUUUGAUGCCGGUCAUGUCAGUGACUUUGAUACGCUAGACAAUGAGAUGCUGAUUUCUGCCACUUUGGUUUUUUCAAGAUCUGUUCUAACGUGGCUCGGGUCCAGACCAAACGUUCCCUAACUGUCGCAGAAGUUUAAUUGACAGUGUCAUGAAGAUCAAUAUUGAGGUUUGGUUUAUCCCAAGGCUGGGUGCUUGACCCAAUACUGUUUACCAUUUACACCUAAGUCAGAAUACCGGAAUUUCAUACCAUUUUUCGCCAAUGACUCAAAAGUUGUACGAUUUCUCACCUCAGUUACCACCUCAGUAUCGCUUCUGUCAAACCAAAGUAGAUGAUAAUAAACCCAAUAUGAACGAAGAAACCCUACAAAUGAGUUGGGAGUCUAGUUUCACUUCUCCUCACGAAUUGCCAGUUCCCUUUGUAGAUACACUUCGUUAUCAGGAGUUCGCCAGUUCCCUUUGUAGAUACACACUUCGUUAUCAGGAGUUCGCCAGUUCCCUUUGUAGAUACACACUUCGUUAUCAGGAGUUCGCCAGUUCCCUUUGUAGAUACACACUUCGUUAUCGGGAGUUCGCUCUUGACGGUCUACACGAAGCUCAGCAAUGCAAGGGUCUCAAUCUGCAACUGUAAAGAUUAGGUCGUAUCCGACUAUAUUGGUAUAUUUAGUCAACAAAGAAGUUCUGUUCAUACGUUCUCAACGUGACCCCCAACAACAUGAGCUAGCUGGUACAUCUGCCGCCCAAAGUGGUCAGCUGCAAUGAAUUUAGGACUGCGUAAACAGGUUAAGACUGGAUCAAGUGGCCCCGUUAAAUCAAGUUUUCAUUCUUUCCGGUCUAGAAAUGUGUGGGUAAAAGUCACAUUCUUGUUAUGGAGUGUGUGUGUUUCUAUGUUGACGGUGGGAAGAAGUGAUUCUGAGUUUAGACAGACGACCCCAGCACGUGAAACUGAAAAGACGUGUUAUUGUAGUGAGUUAGAUUUUGUUUAAAAUACCAUUUUAUAUUAUUACUAACCCUUACUCUAUUUAUUGCAUUUCUUCAAAAGUUUAUUCUGUCUGUAUUUUACUAAAAGUUCUAUUUAGUUUUGUUCACCAAAAAAGUUAUUCAAGUUCAAGCGUUACAAAUGAAAAUAUAAUAUGCAUGCAUCGAUUUUGUUGUCUACCAGCAGUUUGGUGCUACAAGUCAUAAUGAUUCUAUCAAAAAGAUAAUAUAAGCUAGCGGUA
This is a messenger RNA of Biomphalaria glabrata, 3468 nucleotides long. RefSeq lists its product as uncharacterized. The record is from RefSeq and is a predicted model, not a curated record. The coding region runs from base 500 to 1954 and encodes 484 amino acids. The transcript has 4 exons. Gene Ontology annotation, molecular function: protein binding. Lineage: Eukaryota; Metazoa; Mollusca; Gastropoda; Planorbidae.